GGAUUUUCCUACAAUAUUUUAACGCCAUAUGAAUUCUGCACGUGCUAUUCAAAGUAAUAUAUGAAGUUCAUGUUAUCUAAACUCCGUUAUCAGAAGGUUAAUACAUUAAGACUACCGAGAAGACACUGGAUAAAGAAGGAACAACACAAAAUGCACAAAGUUUCCAUCACUGCUAUUCUAUCAUGUCUGUUUUCUGUGUGUUUAUUCCUACAAGGUACAAAUGCACAGGAUUGCAUAACUCCCAAAGUACAGGCUUGCAGCACAAACGUAGCAGAGGCCGAAGCGUCAGCGGACCAGGGUAGAAUAUGCAGUAACAGUGCCGCCAUCGCCUUUUUGAAAUGCAUGAAUAAAGUUAUAACUGACUGCAACGUGCACCUCAGUAGUAGUAAAGUUAUAGAGCAGGCAAUCUACAGUUCCAAUUUGCUAAUGUCUCCAAUCACAUGCGGUACAAAUGGACGAGAUUGCACACCUCCCAAAUUACAGAUGUGUUUUCAAGACUUCCACACUGUGUCAGACUCAGCGGGUCAGGAUGAUACAAAUCUAUGCAGUGCCGCCAAUUCCUAUUUGACUUGCUCGAAUAACAUUGUCACUGACUGCAGCCUGAACCCUAGUAAAAGCUCAAUUGUAAGCCAGGCAAUUACCAUUACCAAAACUCAAUUGGCUACAGUCGGAUGUGGAGCCAGUGGAUUAGUGUACAGUAUCGUGGUCAUUGUUCUAGGAGUUUGUCUUCAAGGACUGUUUUAAAAAUCAUCACAACUCUGAACGUUUUACAAAUAUGUAUGUACAAAUAUCUUCCUAUUGUUUGUACUGAGGUUACCAUUAUAUCUCACUUAAGUAUUGUCCUUUUACUUAUUUCGAAUGUGUACUGUAUGAAUUGCAAGAUAAAACAUUCAUCUACA
Messenger RNA from Ostrea edulis (European flat oyster), 899 nucleotides. RefSeq lists its product as uncharacterized. The transcript has 7 exons. The record is from RefSeq and is a predicted model, not a curated record. Bases 61 to 744 code for a protein of 227 amino acids. Lineage: Eukaryota; Metazoa; Mollusca; Bivalvia; Ostreida; Ostreidae.